Tachysurus vachellii is the source of this 954-nucleotide messenger RNA. RefSeq lists its product as uncharacterized. Gene Ontology annotation, cellular component: autophagosome membrane; autophagosome; cytosol. The record is from RefSeq and is a predicted model, not a curated record. Gene Ontology annotation, molecular function: ubiquitin protein ligase binding; GABA receptor binding. Bases 159 to 512 code for a protein of 117 amino acids. Gene Ontology annotation, biological process: autophagy of mitochondrion; cellular response to nitrogen starvation; autophagosome assembly. The transcript is spliced from 5 exons. NCBI's taxonomy places the organism in Eukaryota, Metazoa, Chordata, Actinopteri, Siluriformes, Bagridae.
CUCAUAAGGAGGCGGUACAGGGUUUGUUGUUGUUUUUAGUAGUGGACCGUCGACAUUUUUAAAAAGACCCGAUCUUGGAAAGAAUUGGAAAAGCACAUUUUAGUAUCCGGAUAUCUUUUUUUUUGUCGACGCCGUCCAUCUGUUACGAAGCUUAAAAGAUGAGUAGCCAGUACCAGUGCAGUGUUCCGUUUGAGGCCAGGAGAUUGGAGGGAGCGAGGGUUCGUACCAAACAUCCUGACAAAAUUCCGAUCAUUAUAGAGAGAGCUGCAAGAUCCUGUGCCCCUGAACUCGACAAAAAGAAAUACCUUGUUCCCUCAGACCUAACAGUUGGGCAGUUGUGCUUCCUGAUCAGACAGCGAGUAUCCCUAAGGCCAGAAGAAGCGCUCUUCUUUUUUGUUAAAAAUUCCCUUCCUCCUUCCAGCUGCCCACUUUCUGUCUUGUAUGAGGAACACCAUGAGGAGGACCUGUUCCUGUACAUGACCUACAGCAAUGAGAGUGUGUAUGGUGCCUGAGCGGACAAAAAGUGUGAAUGGAUUUAAGGGUGCGCCAGUGAUAGACUUUGGGUGUGUGUGCUUGAGGAAGGGAUGGAAUUUAAACAGGGUUGUGGCGACGUUUUUUAUUGUUUUACCAGAAUUAAUCCGUUUUGUAUGAAGCUGAGCUUACAGCAUUGAACAUCAGCAUGGUUUAAAGGAUGUAACUGGUUUGUGUUUAAACUACUAUCAGUUUAAUUACAUUUAACAAUGGAAGUAAUGCAUUGUAAUAUAGAUGGAUAUGAUGGAGGGAAAGAAGAGAUGUAAAUGAGAUGUUGAUGACCAUGGGCAGUGCAAAAUUAUCCCACAAUUCCAUGACUCUGUCUCAGGAGUGACUCAUCUGUAUUUAAUGAAAAUACUUUGUUUUUUUGUAUAGCUAUAUGAUAAAUUUUGUGUUCAAAAAAAAAAAAAAGACAGACAUGCA